GAAAAUAUGUAGUGCUCUCAAGAGGAGAAAAACGGUACCAUAUUUGGUACCGGUAUGUCAUGCACUCUGUACCUAUAUGGCUAUAUUUUUAUACAGAGAUCUAUCAUCUAUGGCUAUAUUUCAUUUUAUGUUUAGUCCUAUAUGGCUAUAUUUUUAAUUAUUUGAUAGAAUAUUUUAUACAGAGAUCUAUGGGGCGUGCAAAACUAAAUUUGGAACUCAUCCCAAACAAGAAAUCUCGAAACUUGACCUUGAAGAAGAGGAAGGAAGGAAUAUUGAAGAAAAUUAAAGAGUUCACCACAUUAUGCGACGUGAAUGCAUGCAUGAUCAUAUAUGGGCUGCCCGACGAGGCCCAAUCGUCCGAUCCCACUAUUUGGCCCACCGACCGAUCCAAAGUUGAACGGAUGAUCCAAGUGUACAAGGAGAAGGGCACAGAAAACGGUGCUCGGACUUACGGGCUGCCCAAUUUCUACAUGGAUCGGAAGAAGAAGGCGGAGGAAGAGCUGAAGAAGUUGAAGCAAAAGAAGUUGGAGUCCAAAUACCCGACUUGCCCGAAGUUGUUGGAUGGUCUGUCCAAACCCGAAUUAGAGAACUUUGUAAGUUUCUUGGAUAGGAAGCUUCGGGCUUCAAAUACCCGGCUCGAGAUGAUUAAUUUCAGUAAUAAUUCUUACAAGAAUCUUGAAGAAGAAGAAUUAUUCUGUCACUUUCGCCAUGAUAAUGAUGACUACAUAAUUAAUAAUAUGAAUAGUAAUCCGGGUUUGGAUAAUUCCGGGUUUGUAACACCUUUGCAACAAGUGGUGCGUUACGACCGCCACCACCCAAACAUGAUUCUUGAUAAUCCGAUCAACUACUACUACGGCGGUGGCGGGUUGUGUUAUAUGGAUGAAACCCCAAACCCACAACAUCCGGCGGCAGUUGAAUACAGUCACCCGCCGCAACAAGUAAAUUACUUGGGAUUUUACAGACAUCCACAAUUCGCAGCUGAGUACUAUAUGGACCGGACGGCCACAUUGGCGCCGCCACCGUACAUGGGCGGUGGAGAUUUGCCCCCACUGCCGCCUUCGAUCUAUUUGCAGGUGAACGAGCUGAAAAGCAUGUGCACGCUUCCGGCGGUUGCAGCUGCUUCUGUGGGCAACGACGACGGGUUUACAGAUUUCGGGUCCUCGGGAAGUUAUUAUUUGGAGGAUGUGGAGGAUCAAAGGGAGGAGAUGGCAUCUGCACUACCUCCGGCGAUGGCGGGGAGCGGUGGUUUGCCACAGUUGAAAGCUUAUCAAGAGGAGCCCGCCGGAAAUAGUAGUGGUAAUGAAUUUAACCGUUAUUACAAUUUCACCAAUCACAUUAAGAGGUACUAGUAAUUUGAUUGCUAUUUGCUAGUAUACGUUUUUUACAAUUUUACGUAGUAUUUAACUUUAUUUAUGGCAUGAAAUUAUAUUUAGUAAUGCACAUGUAAUAUUACGUUGAGAUACUUUAAAUUUGUAAUUUCUUUAAAAUAUUGGUUUUGUAUUUGAGAAUAGUAAUUUCUUA
Cuscuta epithymum is the source of this 1521-nucleotide messenger RNA. NCBI's taxonomy places the organism in Eukaryota, Viridiplantae, Streptophyta, Magnoliopsida, Solanales, Convolvulaceae. The record is from the annotation of a GenBank genome assembly.